CUUACACGCCCCCAUGAUGACGCACCAGGAGAAAACAUGGCGACGAAGGGACUCCGUCAGCGUAACAGACGGGGGAGCAAACAAGACGCCAGCACCGCGAGCAGUCCGGCUGUCAGCGAAAACCGGGCCGCAAAGGACGAGAAAGGCGUCGAGGACAGUAAAACCACCGAGUCGAGAAAUGAGUCCUCCAGUAGUAAGGCAGGCCAGGUUUGGGCUCCCGAGGGGUCGACAGCUUUCAAGUGCCUGGUGUCUGCCCGCUUCUGCGCCGCUUUACUCAGCAACAUCUCUGACUGUGACGAGACCUUCAAUUACUGGGAGCCGACUCAUUACCUGCUGUAUGGGAGAGGGAUGCAGACGUGGGAAUAUUCCCCCGCGUAUGCCAUUCGCUCCUAUGCCUACCUGUGGCUGCACGCCCUUCCUGCCUGCUUUCACGCCAAGAUACUUCAAACCAACAAGGUCCUCGUGUUUUACUUCCUCCGCUGCGUCCUAGCAUUCGCCUGCUGUGUGUGUGAACUCUACUUCUACAAGGCGGUUUGUAAGAAGUUUGGCCUGCACGUCGCCCGGCUCAUGCUGGCCUUCCUGGUUUUAAGCGCUGGGAUGUUCUGCUCUUCUGCAGCUUUCCUGCCCAGCACCUUCUGCAUGUACAGUACGGUGGUCGCGAUGACUGGCUGGUUCCAAGGGCGACCGAGUCUGGCCAUACUGGGCAUAGCAGCUGGAGCCAUUGUAGGCUGGCCCUUCAGCGCUCUGCUCGGCUUUCCCAUUGCCUUCGACCUCCUCUUAGUCAAGAAGAAAUGGAAAAGUUUCAUCACGUGGACACUCGUGGCCCUGGUGCUCUUUCUGGUCCCAGUUGUGGUGGUGGACAGUUAUUACUACGGCAAACUGGUGGUUGCACCGCUAAAUAUAGUACUCUACAACGUCUUCACUCCUCAUGGGCCAGAUCUUUAUGGUACUGAGCCUUGGCACUACUAUUUUGUGAACGGGUUCCUCAACUUCAACAUUGUCUUUGUGCUGGCGCUGUUCUCGCUUCCUCUCACCGCUCUCAUGGAGGGUCUGCUACAGCGGUUCAAUGUGCAGAACCUCGGCCGUCCCUAUUGGCUCACCCUGUCUCCCAUGUACCUCUGGAUGCUGAUUUUCUUCACCCGUCCCCACAAGGAGGAGCGCUUUCUCUUUCCCAUCUACCCCCUCAUCUGCCUGUGUGGCGCUGUGGCUCUUUCCUCUCUCCAGAAAUGCUACCACUUCAUGUUCCAGCGCUAUCGUUUAGAGCACUACACCAUCUCCUCCAACUGGCUGGCUCUCGCCUCCGUUAUUCUCUUUGGUGUGCUCUCUCUCUCCCGAUCGGUGGCUCUCUUCCGAGGGUAUCACGCUCCUCUGGAUCUGUAUCCAGAGUUCCACCGCAUCGCCAAAGACCCGUCCAUCCACACGGUACCUGAGGGCCGGCCGGUGAGCGUGUGUGUGGGGAAGGAGUGGCAUCGCUUCCCCAGCAGCUUCCUCCUGCCCAAUAACUGGCAGCUCCAGUACAUCCAGUCAGAGUUCAGGGGUCAGCUGCCAAAGCCCUUCGCCCCAGGCCAGGAUGCCACACAUCUCAUCCCGACGGAUAUGAAUGACCAGAAUCUGGAGGAGCUGUCUCGAUACGUGGAUGUGAAGCACUGCCACUAUCUGGUGGACCUGGCCACAGACAACGAAACCCCACGAGAGCCAUGCUAUGCUGCUAACAAGGAGGAGUGGAGUAUCGUCGCAGAAAAACCCUUCCUAGAUGCUUCAAAGUCAUCCAGGUUCUACAGGGCGUUCUUCGUUCCCUUCCUGUCAGAGCAGUACACCAGUUAUAGCAGAUACGUCAUCCUGAAACCACGGAGAGUGAAACACAGCAGGAGACGAACGCAGCCCUGACGCCUCAUCUAGCUGUUGUUUUUUUUCCCCUCUCAUUAUUGCAUUCCUUAUUUGCUUCAGCCCUUUAGCAGUUUUUCUGCACCUCUGGUAAAACAAAACAAAACCCUCUGUUUCGUGUGUGUUUACGUGAUAUCGGCAUGGAAUCGUUAGCCGUUUUGCACUCUGAUCAUCUCAUAUCAUUCCAUACGACGUCCUUUUUCAUGACGGAUCCCUCCAUUUUCCUUCUUUCCUUUCCAAAAACACACACCAUCUGCUGUAUCUCUCAGAGCAGAGGCUCCUUUGCUCAGCCGCCCCCCUUUAAGGAUCUUUCCCAUGUGCACGUCCGCGUAGUCUCGACCUGGUCUCGGACAAUGAACUGAACUCGUCCCAGGUCUCGGGUAACCUCCGUAAUCGGUGCAGAGUAAACAUACACGGACUUGUGUGUCCUGUCUCUUAUCCAGAAGAGGAACAUACAACAGCCCUCAAACACCCCCCACCCCACCCUCCCUUCCCCCGGUCCUCUGAUUGCUCUGAUGUCAGUGUCAGUGAUGUCAUGUCUCGUCCUGGAAAAGAGUCAUUACAGUGUUCAGUGUGUGAUGGAAUCAAAUAAAGAACAUCUUGUUGAUGUGAUGACCAGAGACUUUUAUUGUAAAGAAUAUAGAAAUAUAACGUGCAACAGCUUUGUCCGUUCUUUCAUACUAUUUACCAUCACAGGGUUCUGCUGGGAAAUUAUUAUAUCUAGAAUAAAAACCAGUUAGCUCACUGGCUAACGUUAAUUACGUUCACGCUAAAUUAGUUUGGUGUAAAAAUCUUUUUCAUAAGAUGGAAGAAAGCAAGUGAAGCCGCUCCUCAAUUGUUGAGAUUUUUGGAAGGAUUCUCCAGUAUUAGUGCUUUUGUAAAAGUCUCAGCUGGAUCUCGAGAGGAUUCCAAAGUGACUAGACACUGCA
Messenger RNA from Hemibagrus wyckioides, 2813 nucleotides. RefSeq names its product ALG9 alpha-1,2-mannosyltransferase (gene alg9). The transcript is spliced from 15 exons. Gene Ontology annotation, molecular function: alpha-1,2-mannosyltransferase activity. Gene Ontology annotation, cellular component: endoplasmic reticulum membrane. Gene Ontology annotation, biological process: protein N-linked glycosylation. The record is from RefSeq and is a predicted model, not a curated record. NCBI's taxonomy places the organism in Eukaryota, Metazoa, Chordata, Actinopteri, Siluriformes, Bagridae. The coding region runs from base 37 to 1887 and encodes 616 amino acids.